AUGGCAGAAGGAUUUAAAUCGAAAUAUUCAGAUACGAAUCUGUUUUUUGAUGGACGGAAAAAUCUUUACAAUGCAAAGGACUACAUUAAUAUGAGAGUUAAGAAGGAGAAUAAUGCUGAGGAAGUAUUUAAGAAACAGUUCCUUAGCAAAGAAGAUAAAAUGGUUGCAUUUUUGAUUGAGAAUAGAGAUCUAAAUAAUCCUGAGAUUAAGAAAGUAGAAACAAGCGAGUAUAGAUUAGGCAGAUUUGUUAAUUGA
This is a messenger RNA of Ordospora colligata OC4, 255 nucleotides long. RefSeq lists its product as uncharacterized. The transcript has a single exon. Bases 1 to 255 code for a protein of 84 amino acids. The record is from RefSeq and is a predicted model, not a curated record. Lineage: Eukaryota; Fungi; Microsporidia; Ordosporidae.